UGGAUUUCAGUCAAGAAUAUAAUGAGAAAAUCAUGACUUUGCUCACCAACACAUACGAACAAGUUAACAUUAUAAAUUCCAAGAUCAAAAGGAAAUCCGGCUAUCAAGCAAAACAGAUUUCAAUGGAUGAACUUCAAUCUACCGGCGAUACUAACGAAACACGCGGCAUCAGCAUAAUCAAGAAAAUCUAUAAAGGAAUGGACGUGGCAUGUAAGAAAAUAACAAUAGAAAAGGAAAAAGUGGCCGAGGUGGAAAAAUUUGAAUCUCAGUUGGCCAUUCUCGAAAAAUUGCAUCAUUGCGAUUAUAUAAUCCGAUUUUAUGGAAUUUUGAAUGCGAGUGAAGAUGAAAAGAUUAUGAUCUACGGCUGGGCUGAGCAUGGUAACUUAAAAGAAGUCUAUGAAAGGUAUAGCAUCCCGUGGGGUAAAAAGCUUAGCAUCGCAUUGGGCAUCUGUCGAGGGAUGGUCUUCUUAAAUGCGACCAAAAUUUAUCACCACGACAUUCGGUGUGAGAAUAUACUCAUGAAUUCCAGAUGGGAACCAAAGAUUGCGAAUUUUAGGAUUGCGAGAUGGAUUAGCGGGGAAACAAAAAAGUACACAGAUCCGGUGGCCUCGCUUAAUUGGAUGGCACCGGAGAAGAUGAGGGAACUCGAAGAUCCAAAUUACAAUCCCAAUCCAAAGAAAUACCGAUAUACAACAGGUUGCGAAAUAUUCAGUUUUGGAAUGCUACUUUGGGAGCUGAAAUAUGAAAGGAAACCUUAUGAGGGUAUGACGGUACAAGAUCUGGUGAAACACGUGCUUUCUGGGAAAAGGGAGAAACUGAAUUGCAACAAACUAUUGCCACAUGGUGUUGAAGGGAAAUAUAUUGAAAUCAUUCGUUCAGCAUGGGAACACGAGCCACUCUAUCGUAUAGAAAUGGCUACCUUGUUUAAGAAAAUGCUAGACAUAAACAGAGAAUACCGCGAAAUUUCUAAAUUCGACAUUAACAUUAUCCCCAAAGAGAAAAACACAAGUUCAAAGAAUAUCGUGGAAGGUAUUGAGCAAAAUGUCAACGAUGACAUACAUGCUUACAUCAAAGUAAUACCUCCCAUGGAAGACGGAAUCAAAGCUUACGAAAGUGGGCGAUAUGACGAGGCGUGGAAUAUCUUCAAGGAAAAUUCCGAAUUGGGUAUUAGCACUGCAAAAUAUUGGGUUGGUAAAUUUUAUUGGGAAGGGCUACAUAUCAAAAAGGAUAAAGAGAAAGCUCUCGAAUGUUAUGAGAAGGCAGCUAGUGAUGCAAAUUCCGAUGCACAGUAUACGUACGCUGUGUCAUUGAUAGAUAUAUAUAAGGAUAGAUCAUUCGAAAAGAAAGCUGACAUCAUUAAAAAUUUGAAAAUGGCAGCCGCAAAUGGUCAUUCGAAAGCACUAAAUUUAUUGGGACAUAUAUACUUGCACGGGAAGUUACAAACCACCAUGGAUAAAAAAUUGGCGAUAGAGUAUUAUAAGUUGGCUGCGUUGAAAGGCCAGACGGAUGCAAUUAAUACCUUAAAUGAAUUGGGUAUUGAUAUGUAUGAAUAA
Acaulospora morrowiae is the source of this 1553-nucleotide messenger RNA. The record is from the annotation of a GenBank genome assembly. NCBI's taxonomy places the organism in Eukaryota, Fungi, Glomeromycota, Glomeromycetes, Diversisporales, Acaulosporaceae.